Messenger RNA from Insectozyma verbasci, 2580 nucleotides. Lineage: Eukaryota; Fungi; Ascomycota; Pichiomycetes; Serinales; Debaryomycetaceae. The record is from the annotation of a GenBank genome assembly.
AUGGCAGAAGAAGUUGAUUAUUCUUCUUUACCUUUAGAAGAAAGAUUAAUUCAUAAAGUAUGGAACGUUAGAAAAGAGUCAUAUGAAGAAAGUAUCAACUUAAUUGAAUCAUCAAGAAAUGAAUCAGAUUCAAUUUUUCAAACUUUACAACCAGAUUCAUUUAAAUCAAUAUUAUCAGAUUCAAAUGUUGUAUCAUUAGAAACAGGUUAUUCAUUAUUUAUUAAAUAUUUACAAGUCACUAGUAAUCAACAAAUUUGUCUAAAAUUAAUUAAAAAUUGUAACGUUAUAAAUUUAAUUUGUGAAAAAGGUUUAUCAUCAACAAGACCAAAGACAAAAGAAUAUUCAAUAGAAUCGAUAUUAUUAUUAAUUGAAAAUUUAAGUAAUGAACAAUAUUCAAAUACUAUAAUUGAAGAAAUUAUUCCAUAUUUAUCAAAUAAAUUACCAAAAUUAGUAUGUGGUUGUAUUCAAGCUUUAACUAAAAUCAUUGAAAAUUAUGGAUGUAAAUUAAUUAAACCAAGUUUAAUAGUUGAAAAAUUAUCAAAAUUAUUUAGUCAUAGUGAUAAAAAUGUUAGAAAUGAAACUACUAAAUUAUCAAUUGAAAUUUAUAAAUGGAUGAAAGAUCAAUUAAUUAAUUUAUUAUUUCAAGAUUUAAAACCAAUUCAACAAAAGGAUUUAACUAAAGAAUUUGAUAAAAUUAAAGAUGAAGUACCAAAACAAAAGAGAUUAACAAAAUUGCAAAGGGAAAAAGAAGAAGAAGAAGAAAGAAAACAAGAAAGUGAACAAGUUGAACAACAAGGAGAAAAAGAUGAUGUUGAAAUGGUUGAUUCUUAUGAUCCAUUAGAAUUUGUUGAUCCAGUUGAAAUUUUAAAUAAACUACCAAAUGAUUUAGAAUCAAGAAUUACAUCAACUAAAUGGAAAGAUAGAAAAGAGGUUUUAGAUGAAGUAUUACCUAUAUUAGUAAAAGCACCUAAAUUAUCCACAAAAGAUGAUUAUAGUCAAAUAUUAAGAAUUUUUGCAAAAUGUAUGAAAGAUUCAAAUAUUCAAGUUGUUCAAUUAUCAGCAAAUUGUAUUGAAUCAAUAGCCAAAGCUUUACAGAAUAAUUUUAAUAAAUAUCAACCAAUUGUAUUACAACCAGUAAUGGAAAGAAAUAAAGAAAAGAAACCAGUUGUUGCACAAGCAUUAGAUUCAUUAUUAGAUACAAUUUUCAAAUUAUCAACCUUGACAAAUAUUCUUGAUGAAAUUCUUAAUGGUAUGAAAUUAAAAGUUCCACAAAAUAAAAUAUCAUCUACAAAUUAUUUACAAAGAUGUUUAAUGAAUACAAAAAUUGCACCCAAAUCAAAUGAAGUUGAUUGUAUAAUGGAAAUCGGAUUAAAAUUAUUAAAUGAGUCACAAGAACCAAUUAGACAAGCAGCUAUUGAAAUGAUUGGUACAUUAAUGAAGAUAACUGGACAAAGAGAAUUGAAUCAGUUUUUAGAAAAAGUUGAUGAAAAUAGAAAGAAUAAAAUAAUUGCAUUUUAUGAAAAAGUUGAAGUUAAAUCAAGUAUGAAAAAAUCAUCAUCAUCAUCUACAAGACCAUCAACAUCAAAUUCAAUAAAUUCAAUAGCAUCAGAACCUAAACCAAGAAAGAUACAACCAUCAACAACAUCAACUAUUCCUUCAAAAAGAUUAGCUACUUCGCCAGCAAAAAGAGAAGAUAAACCAAGAAGUUUAGCAUCAAGAUCAUUAUCUAAACCAGUACCACAAUUAAAAAAUUCUUCAUUAUUACCACCACCUACUACUAAAUCAUCAACAACUUCAACUUCAUCAUCAUCAUCAUUUAAUAAUAUUCAACAACAAUCAAUAGUUGAAGAAAAAUUAAAAGAAAUUGAAAAUUUAAAACAACAAUUAAUACAAUCACAAUUGGAAAAUCAAAAUUUAAAUAAUUCAAUAUUAAUGAUUAAUAAUGAAAAUGAAGUAUUAAAAAAAGAGAUUGAAAAUUUAAAAAAUCAAUUUGUUAAUGAUCAAAGAUUUUUACAAAUUGAAUUAAAACAUAAAGAAACUCAUAUAAAUAAUUUAAGUAAUGAAUUAGAUAAAGCAAAUUAUAAAAUAAAGGAUUUGGAACAAGAAAGAGAAAUUAAUAAAUUACAACAAUCAAAUAGAAAAUCAGCAAUUACGGCAGCAUCAAAUGAACAAAAUCAUCCACAACAACAACAACAGCAACAACAACAACAAAGAAGCCCAUUAUAUAAAUACCAAGAUAGUAGUAAUAGUGGUUUGAAUAGAAUCGCAAAUGAUAUAAAUUCAGGAGUUAAACGAUUAUCAAUAGAUGAAGAACAAUUGAAAGAAAAUCAAACAAAGGAUAUAAUUAAUAAUGCAAAUACUACAAAUAAUAAUAAUAAUAAUAAUAAUAAUAAUAAUAAUAAUAAUAAUAAUAAUAAUACUAUUGGAUCUUCAAUAUUUCAACAGAAUCAAGUACAAACUAAAGUAAUGGAUGUUGAAAGUGGAGAUGAUUGGAAAAGAGCUGCUGAAGUAACAAUGCAAUUAAAAGCAAGAAUAGAAAGAAUGAAACAAAGAACAAGAAAUCCUUUGAAUUUGGAUUGA